GCGGCCGCUGAGGGGCUGGGAGUCGCGGCGGGGCGGCGCGAGGGCGGGCCGGGGCCGGUUCCGCGCGCAGGGAUUUUAAAUGUCCCGCUCUGAGCCGGGCGCAGGAGCAGCCGGCGCGGCCGCCAGCGCGGUGUAGGGGGCAGGCGCGGAUCCCGCCACCGCCGCGCGCUCUGCCUGCCGACUCCCGCCGCCGCCGCCUGCCGGGACUGGAGCGCGCCGCCCGCCGUGGACAAGACCCUGGCCUCAGGCCGGAGCAGCCCCAUCAUGCCGAGGGAGCGCAGGGAGCGGGAUGCGAAGGAGCGGGACACCAUGAAGGAGGACGGCGGCGCAGAGUUCUCGGCUCGCUCCAGGAAGAGGAAGGCAAACGUGGCCGUUUUUUUGCAGGAUCCAGAUGAAGAAAUGGCCAAAAUCGACAGGACGGCGAGGGACCAGUGUGGGAGCCAGCCUUGGGACAAUAAUACGGUCUGUGCAGACCCCUGCUCCCUGAUCCCCACACCUGACAAAGAAGAAGAUGAGCGGGUUUACCCAAACUCAUCGUGCAAGCCUCGGAUUAUUGCACCAUCCAGAGGCUCCCCGCUGCCUGUACUGAGCUGGGCCAAUAGAGAGGAAGUCUGGAAAAUCAUGUUAAACAAGGAAAAGACAUACUUAAGGGAUCAGCACUUUCUUGAGCAACACCCUCUUCUGCAGCCAAAAAUGCGAGCAAUUCUUCUGGAUUGGUUAAUGGAGGUGUGUGAAGUCUAUAAACUUCAUAGGGAGACCUUUUACUUGGCACAGGAUUUCUUUGACCGGUAUAUGGCGACACAAGAAAAUGUUGUAAAAACUCUUUUACAGCUUAUUGGGAUUUCAUCUUUAUUUAUUGCAGCCAAACUUGAGGAAAUCUAUCCUCCAAAGUUGCACCAGUUUGCGUAUGUGACAGAUGGAGCUUGUUCAGGAGAUGAAAUUCUCACCAUGGAAUUAAUGAUUAUGAAGGCCCUUAAGUGGCGUUUAAGUCCCCUGACUAUUGUGUCCUGGCUGAAUGUAUACAUGCAGGUUGCAUAUCUAAAUGACUUACAUGAAGUGCUACUGCCGCAGUAUCCCCAGCAAAUCUUUAUACAGAUUGCAGAGCUGUUGGAUCUCUGUGUCCUGGAUGUUGACUGCCUCGAAUUUCCUUAUGGUAUACUUGCUGCUUCAGCCUUGUAUCAUUUCUCUUCAUCUGAAUUGAUGCAAAAGGUUUCAGGGUAUCAGUGGUGCGACAUAGAGAACUGUGUCAAGUGGAUGGUUCCAUUUGCCAUGGUUAUAAGGGAGACGGGGAGCUCAAAACUGAAGCACUUCAGGGGCGUUGCUGAUGAAGAUGCACACAACAUACAGACCCACAGAGACAGCUUGGAUUUGCUGGACAAAGCCCGAGCAAAGAAAGCCAUGUUGUCUGAACAAAAUAGGGCUUCUCCUCUCCCCAGUGGGCUCCUCACCCCGCCACAGAGCAGUAAGAAGCAGAGCAGCGAGCCAGAAAUGGCGUGACCACCCCAUCCUUCUCCACCAAAGACAGUCACACGGAAGCGCCUGCUCCACGUUCUCUUCUGUCUGUUGCAGCAGAGGCGUGCAUUUGCUUUUACAGAUAUCUAAAUGGAAGAGUGUUUCUUCCACAACAGAAGUAUUUCUGUGGAUGGCAUCGAACAGGGCAAAGUGUUUUUUAUUGAAUGCUUAUAGAUUUUUUUAAAAUAAGUGGGUCAAGUACACCAGCCACCUCCAGACACCAGUGCGUGCUCCCAAUGCUGCUAUGGAAGGUGCUACUUGACCUGAGGGACUCACAUAACAACAAAGGCUUGAAGCUGUGGAGGGCCACAGUGGCGUGGCUCUCCCCGCGGGUGUUCUGGGCUGCAUUGUACCAAGUGGAGCAGGUGGUUGCGGGCAAAUGUUGUGCAGAGCCCACAACCAGCUAGGCAGGGGGUUGCUGUCUCCACAUUAUCAGUUGACAGUGUACAAUGCCUUUGAAUGAACUCUGUUUUGUAAGUGCUGCUAUAUCUAUCCGUUUUUUAAUAAAGAUAAUACUGUCUUUGAGACAGCUGG
Messenger RNA from Piliocolobus tephrosceles (Ugandan red Colobus), 2046 nucleotides. It is a transcript of the gene CCNE1, whose product is annotated as cyclin E1. The record is from RefSeq and is a predicted model, not a curated record. Lineage: Eukaryota; Metazoa; Chordata; Mammalia; Primates; Cercopithecidae. The transcript has 12 exons. The coding region runs from base 265 to 1497 and encodes 410 amino acids.